This is a messenger RNA of Taeniopygia guttata (zebra finch), 785 nucleotides long. Lineage: Eukaryota; Metazoa; Chordata; Aves; Passeriformes; Estrildidae. The record is from RefSeq and is a predicted model, not a curated record.
UUAAAGCCUUGAUGCAAACGUCCUGUUGACACUGAGAGCUCAUGGCCACUGGCUGAGUCAUGUGGGUCUGCCCUGUGGAGCAGCCAGACCCCCUUUGGUCAUCACCUAAUGUUCUUCCUUCCCUGGAGCAGGAUCAGGAGCUGCGCCAGCACAUGGAAGCCAAGUUUCUGCAGAUUCAAAAAGACUACGAGAAACUCAGCUUAGCCUCAGGGAUCCUCCAGAAGGACUCUCAACAAAAGCAGAAAGAAAUCACGAUGCUGUUCCAGUCUCUGGAGAAGCUUCAGAAGGAGAAGGCAAAUGAGCAGGACGUGAUGGCAGCAAUGGACAUGAAGGCGGACAAAGCUGCCUUGGGAAGCAAAGUCAAUUGCAGCCAAUUUGAAGAGAACAUGGAAGAGCUGGAUGAGAGGAUGCAGGAGUUGCAGAGCCAGAUUUCAGGUCAGGAGGAGCACUGGAACAAUAUGCAGCGUCAGUUCAGCGAUGCAAUUGAAGAGAAGCUGGAUCGCCUGGAGCUGAAGGCUUUCCGUAAGCACAUUGACGAGGCCUGGAGCAGGAAUAUUGAGGAACUUGAGAACAGGCUGUUGCGUGAAAACGCUGCUGGGAUUAAGAAGCAGCUGCCAGUCCCUUUCACGUGCCUGUCCUGUGACCGCAUGCUCACCGUGCAGGUCCCUGGCCAGUGAGUAGCACCAGUGCAUCGGGGGCAGCGGGGCUGGGAUGGGGGGAGAUGGGUGCCAGCAGUGACCGCUGUGCUGGGCACAGGGUGACAGGGUCUGCUUGGGAGGCCCUGA